Limulus polyphemus (Atlantic horseshoe crab) is the source of this 7186-nucleotide messenger RNA. Its product is annotated as serine-rich adhesin for platelets-like. The record is from RefSeq and is a predicted model, not a curated record. The coding region runs from base 2234 to 7171 and encodes 1645 amino acids. The transcript is spliced from 10 exons. Gene Ontology annotation, molecular function: protein binding. Lineage: Eukaryota; Metazoa; Arthropoda; Merostomata; Xiphosura; Limulidae.
CUACAUGAAUUAUUUUUUGGAGAAACAACGUAGUUAGAAAAUACAAGGCUUACGGAAACAGGUCACUCGAGUACAAAGCUGUCUCGACGUCUAAAGUAGGUGAUAAUUUUUUGUUUUUUAUGCAUUGUUGUAACAUGGUUCUUUCGUUGGCGGGUUCUUUUCAAUUAUCUGACAAAACUAAUUCAAUGCUCUAUCCACAUGACGAGAACAAAUUAAUUUAUUUACUCCUUUAAUGUUUCUACAAGCUUAAACACUUGUACACACACAUAACAUGUUGUAGGCCUACGUUAAAAUGACGUUUAAACCUCUUUAACAAUACUAGGACUAACGCAAACAAAUACAGAAGCUACAAUAUUAAAAAUAUAAUUAUAAUAGUAACUUGUGUUUCUUUCCUACUGAGAAUGUUGCUUAAAUUAGAUAGUUGGUUGAUGCCCGGGAAUUAAUGGUGCAGUUGAGAAUAAGUUGAAAUGAGGAGUGUCGAUUCCGUGGGUCAACAUCUUAUAUAAACGCCAUUUUUUAUUUGCAACUUGUACAUAUUAAUUCUAAGGUGAGUAAAAUACCGAUUAGUUACUUGUUUCGAGUUAAACUUUUGUAAUUUAAGGAUGUGAAUCACGAACUUGUGUGUGAAGUAAUAUGUAUUUCAUGUUCAUUGUUAUUUACAAAAUAAAAGUGUAGUAAAGUUGCACGUGUGAACACGAUACAUUCAUUGAAUGCCUUAUAGUGAUAAUAAAGAUGGCUUACAUGUAAUUUAUUACUUGGAGAUGAUUUUUUUCUGAUUGAUGUUUUCAGUGAGGAUAGUGAGACAUUUCGUUUAUUUUAAACUAUAAAGUAGAACUAGGGCAAAAGAAAAUGCAACAGAAAAAAAGAAAAAAAACACGAAGCAGACUGUUGUAAAUUUUGUUGAAAAGUGCAACAUAAAUAUUGUUCUUUCUAUAGGCAGGAUUUAAGUGCAUUUAUUGAAGCAGACAGAUAAAGUCAUACUGUUUUUCUUUGGAUGUAUCUGGAGUUUACUGUAUUUCAUGCUUUUUGUGCAAUGCUAUUCAUGAAAAUAGAGACAUGAACACCAAUACAGUACCACUUGACUAGAAAAAAAAAUGAACCAGUAUUAACCGGUAUUUCAUUUCGUUCGAACCGGAUAGGAACAAAAUAAGAAUUUCAAAACUUUUGAAACAGGAACUGAAAUUUUUGGUUCUUUUCAGAGACCAACAGGAACGGCAAAAAAUUCGGUUCCGAUUAUUGCUUGUGGCAGAUGAUAGUAAACUAAACAAACUUUGUCGAAACCACACACACAGAAAAAAGAAAGAUAAAUGGCAUAAGGAUAUAAUCCUAAGGGAAGGGAUAGACAUGGUGACAGCAAAAUAUUAGACAUAACAUAGAGCUUAAUAAAAUUUACCUUUAAUAUAUUUAACAUUCUACAUCAUAUAUGUUUGUUUUUGCAAAAUAACAUUAUUUUGUAAGCAGAAACUUUUAUUCUGAUAUAAUCCUGCCCGUAAAGCUAGAAAUACUUAAAGAGAUUAUGAUAAUUAAUAUCAGUUCCUUUUAUGAUUAGAACGUAUUGAAUUAUGUUGAUUACAUUCAGUAGUAAUAUUUGUAUGGAGAAAUGAGUCGUUUUACCUUUUCGUGGAGACAGUGCAUUAUCGAUUUUUUAUUAAGGAAACACGCCGGUAGAUGUCGCGUUUCUCGGUGUGACGAAAGAGACGAAUCUUGUAGUAGGAAAAGAAAGCAAUUAACAACUAGCGUGAACGAAGAAGCGUACGUAGUUCGGGGUGAAGAAGGAAGUCAGACCAUAAUUUUAGUUUCUAACGUCAAAAGUGAAGUUAUCGCUCCCAGAUAGGAAAUUUAGUCGGGCUUGUUAGGGUUAAGAAGUCAAGUUGUCACGAGAAGCCGGAUAUCUGUAGAAAUAGCGAAACCUUUGUGAUCGAUUGAAAGUUUAGAAAUUAAAUAAAUAAGCCAGGUUUUGACCCCCCCCCCCCCAAUCUAACAUUAUUAUAAAGCGUAUACUAUAACACUUACUAAAAAACUCAAAUUAUUUGAAUUGACAGUUUUAUGGGUCUCAUUAUUUACAAACUAUCUUAAAACAAGUUGUUAAAAAGGAAAGCAAUAAAUUUAAAAAAAUAAUUAAAUAUUUGUUUGUACACUUUUUAGCACCAGAUAUUCAUAACAGUCAAUGUCACUGCAAAAGCAGAUGUUCUGAAAUUCGGUUAAGCCUAAUCAGCGGAGUGACGACAGAGGUAUGGACGUAUUGGGGCAAGCACGACGACCAUCGUUUUCGACCCAGAUAAGACGGGAAGUUAGCCUAGACUCUCAAGGACCUGGGUCAGUUUACUCCUUGGGAAAUUCCAGACUAACUCUAUGCUCCAGCACGCCCUUGUCUUUCAAAUCGGCUUCAUUUGACCUUGUGGAUGAAAGUAUUCAAGUGGACUUGUCGGCAGACAUUAUUAUCUAUGAUUCAGAUGAUAACAUGGUGAAAAAGAAGGUAAGUCUUCUCCGCAACAAAAAAGGGCACCCUAUUUAUUCCAGAGAAGACAUCAGGGAGCAGUAUUGCAUUACCCAGAAAGAACUGGAAGUCUUAGAAAAUGCUAAAAGAAAUCGACUUUUUAGUUGUUUGGCGGGACAGUCAAAUAUUUUUUGUGACAGUACUUCCUCGAUUUUUUCUUGCAUUGCUAAGAAUAGAGCCUCUAGUGAAGAGAAACUCAACAGACCUUUACCUUCUUUUAGUUCCAGUACAUGGUCGAAUCAUCAUCCUGGACUCAGUGGUGCUGGAAACUUCUCUGAUGAUGAUGAUGAAUUUCUCGAGACUAGUUUUCGUCGAAGACCGAAAUCUGUCUGUCUUUCAGACUCCAAAUUUCGGUUGGCAUUGCUAGUUGACGAGUGUGGAAGGACAAAGAAUCAGAUAAAUAGUCCAAAUUUCGAAAGCUCGGGAAGUCUAGGGAGUUCUAGUCAUUGUAGUGCAAAUAGUAAAUCUGUUAAUAGAGGGCUGGGUUUUACCAGACCUUACCAGCUACAGCUGGGAAGCAAAGAUGGAUCUAGUUUCACACCAAGCCAAAGUGUGGACUCACUGAGUGAAGAUCUUCAAAGAAAAGAGGAUGCACAGGGACCUCAGGUCGAGAAAAGGAUCUCCAAAACUCCAGAUUUAUCUGUGGAUGAACGUAAACAGAAGCAUGUUAGUUUUGACUCGUCUUCUUUAGUCCGCAGUAACACAAUUAGUGAAAUAGAAACUGAAGACAAUGAAACCGUUUCUGUUACCUCCAUAGUAAAUGCUCAAAAAAAUACUACACCCAAUUCAGAACAAAAUAGGUCACAUGAGCGUCUAUUAGAUACUCCACUGAAGUUUUCAAUUGAAAUGGGAGAUGACAGGCUUUUAACUAACCAGUCAUCACAGAUUAAUAGCAAAUGCAACAUUUUGGGGAGACAAAAAAAAGCCCCCAUGAGGGCGCAAGCAACACAAACUGAUGCCUCAGUUAACAUUCGUUUCGCAAUUCCUGCAUAUUUAACUUUAUCCCCUCGAGCAACAGCUCCACCUGAACAAUGGCAUCACGGAAGUCAAUACAACAGCUCUAGUGUACUGAAUAAAACUCAUUCGUCCUGUGAUAAGUUGGACAAAGACGACAGCGAAGAAGAGUUAUUAGAGGUGGACCUAACUACUAAGCAACAUCGGUUUCUAAGUGUCAUUAAACAGAAGAUUGCUCAGGAAGAGAGAGCCAUUGAUGCAGAUAGUGAGGCAGAAAUAAUGGUGUCUUUCAAACCCUACCAUCCUUCUGAACAAAACAAAGAAGAAGGUAAAGAUUCAUGCAGUGUUCAAGAUGUUAAGCAACAUCACAAAACGCUCUGUCGCAAGUUAUCUCUUGAAAGUGCAAAAAGUUAUUACUUGAAAAGGUUGUGUGACCCUUAUGGAAACUUACUUCAGCAAUCAGUUCACAAAAAGUUUCACGAUUCUCUCGUAAGCUAUUUUAAAAAACAGUCCAUAGACCAAGAAACGUUUAGAGCCGAUGGUGAAAAGAAAAACGAAAACAGUCAGGAGUUAAUCAAACAAAAGGAAUUGGACAUAAAAUUGCUUCCAAUUGGCUCUUCCAAAGAAGAUGUCGAUUUUAUAUCUGUUGUUUCCGAGACAGGUGGAGAACUGGCAGACUGUGUUCAGAAAAGCUUUAAAGGAUACGCCACAGGGACUAACCUGAAUCUUCUCAAUCAAAGCGCUCCUGUGAAAUACAUUUUAGAACAAAGUCAGGAGUCACCAUCUGUGACAACAGAUGCUACUUUACAACGUGAAAGUUUUCCACGAACAACUAUAAGCACACCCACGUGUUCACUGUACGAGGAUAUACCUGAAUUUGAUAGCACAGGAUGUGGGACAAACAGUGAUGGUAUUGUUUCUCCUGAUAGUGAGUCGUCUAGCAGCCAUUUCACUGAACAAGAAACAUCUCGCAGUGACAUGUCAACCAGCAGCUCUAACUUUGCCAUCAGAAGCGAAUUGUCUAACAGAAGUGAAACAGAGUGCGAAGAAAUCAGUGCAAGUUCAGAGUAUGUUACAGCAAAUGAACAUUCAAAUCAAGAAAGGGAGAAUCGUGAUGUAAAACUCACCAUCGUGAGUAAUAAUAACAGUUCAUCAUCCACAAGAUGUCGUAAAACUGAUUCUUCAUUAUCUUCUAACAGUCAUGGCUUACGUAGAAGAAAAAGAACUCAACCAUUCGCCGGAGGAAAGAAAUCAGAACAUGUAGUUAGGUACGUCACGGUAACCAAAAACACAAUUAUACAUCUUCUCUCUAGUAAUAAUUCGACAGAUCAUGUGGACUCGUCUGAAGAAUCAACAAAGAAAGAAUUUUCCAGUUCCGACUCAGAACUUGGAAAAAUUCCAGAAAUACCAAUCUACGAAGCUGCUAUAGAAGACGAAUGUGAUCAUACUGGUGACGUCACUCCUGUACUGGCACCUUCCCCUGACCCCUCUAGUAUGCAAGAUGCAACGACUGUAAUUGAAAACAGAAGUGAUGGGACUUCAGGAGAUUUGGUAGAAUCGUUACACGACUCUCUAGGAUGCCAACUGGAAAACAUGACUGACUCUGAUUCACAAGAAAUCGAACCAAACCCAGUGUUAGAUCAGGAAUCAAAUAUAGAAAUUGAUAAAACGACGCAAAAGAGAGUUAAAAUCUCUGAAGAAGUUGUAUCAUAUGGAGACUUAACAGAAAGGCCCUCACAAGAUGAUGACAGCUCCGCUGGCCAAAUUAACCAACACGUUCACAUCGUUUGUAAUAGGAAAGAUGAGAUAUCAGAUCAGCUACCCAAUCAAAAUGUGGAGAAAGUUUCAUCUUCAUCAGAAUAUGUCUUUUCCGAAGCAACCACGCCGAGUUUAGAUAGCAGCACAUCUGAAAGUUUCAUAUUGGACAACGGUGUUGAUCCUAGGUCCGAAAUGGAUAAGUAUCAGUUUGACGAAAUUAAAGAACUCGAUGACAACUUUGAAGGUUUCAUCCAGGAUAUAUGUCCUUCGGAACUCGACCAAAUAAAGCCAAGAGUUAGCGUUUCGCCCACGAAAAGUUCCGAAAGCAUCGAUACAGAUAAAGACAUCCCUUCGGAGGUGACGUCAAGUAAGACUGAUUCACCUGCUCCAGCAGAUAACCAGAGUUCUCAUUCUACAUCUACUACUCACUCUCGUGAUAACGAAGGUGCUAUACCAAAGCACACUUCUGUGUACCAUGAGAUUAUGAGACUUCGACGGAGAGACCGAGAAAAGCCACGACAAGUUGUAGUAACACCAGAGGACUCUGACACUCAUCAUUGUCUAAUACUAGAAAAAUCACAAAACAGAUGUUCUGUGUUAAAUAUGCCAUCAUAUGUUAGAAAAGAUUUUCGUAGCUAUAUAUGCAACUAUUGUGGUGAUAAGAUCACUCAGCAGGACCAACUUUCAGCGCCAUCUGUUGGUCAUGAAAGACACUUCUGGAAACCCUCAAUUCACAAUGUUCAGCCUAUGAUUCGAAAAGCUCGAAACAGAGAAACAUCAAAACAUACAUUCGAUGAACAAUAUGGAAGACAAGGACAUAAAUACACUUGUCAGUCAAGAUGGGACAACGCCAUCUCAAGUGUAGAAGCUGGGAUUCUUGAAGACGAAGAAAAGGAUGCUGGACUUCACCUGGACAGCUAUUUCUCCAGUUUUUGGAUCUACAUCGGACCAACAGAAGAACUAGCUAUUUGGAACCAAUUACUCCAGAAAAACGAGAAUGAUUAUACACAAUCGCCGUUACUUAAAUCGUCUGAUAACCCAUCUCUACAGCGUUCUGAAUCCAUCGAAUCCACAUUGUCUGAGCGAGAGUUCCGGAAGCAGUAUAAAGCUGUUACUCAUCGUUUGGUUCACCGGAAGUCCAGUAUGGAGCUUUACAGUCGGCUGGCAAGUCGGAAAUUAGAAGUUGACAAACACGUAACAAUCCAAAGAAAAAACGGAGAGUUUGGGUUUCGUAUCCAUGGAAGUCGUCCCGUUGUUGUGUCUGCUAUUGAGCCAGGCACCCCAGCCGAUAGGUGUGGGCUGGAGAUUGGUGACAUUAUCAUCAGCGUCAACGGUAUGCGAGUUCUGGAUGCCACACAUUCUGACGUUGUCAAAGCAGCGCAUGCAGGUUCCGAUACUUUAUGCUUGGAGUUAGCUCGCACUUGUCAUUUGUUAACACCCGAUGAACGACAGCCUUCGCAGCACGCUCUUCUUUCAGGUUUUCUCCAAAGACUGAGUAUAGAUGGCGACACCAGGCGGUGGUGUAGACGGUGGUUUGUCCUCAAAACUGACAACUGUUUGUACUGGUACAAGACACCUCAGAUUUCAGAUUUAGCUGGAGCUCUGGUGAUCCAUAAUCAUAUCAUUGCUCGGGUUCCGGGUUCGGGGUCUUCGAACACUUUUCGGGUUUCUAGACACGGGCUCCCUCAUUUGUACUUUGCUGCUGAUGACGAGCAAACUGCAAACAGGUGGAUAAGUUCUUUGAGUGAUGCAGCCAGCAAUAUAUGCCACGUGGACCGUUAUCUUGAACUCUGUCUCACCAACGUUCAUUCACCAGCUUUGACAUUUCCGAAACCAGAUUGUGAAGGAUAUCUCAGAAGACUCGGGAGCAGAUGGAAACGAAGAUAUUUCCUUUUAAAAGAUGGCUCCCUGUAUCUCUAUCUAGACCGAAGUUCCCCAGCUGCAACAGGUUGGUUUAAGUAAAAGGUUCAAUGUUCG